AUGUCCUCUGAAACACCGCCGGCGACGAAGGGUAAGAAGAUCAAGCAGGUCUUCAAGUCGGCCGCACGACUACCUCGCGCUCUCAAGGCUGGAAGAGGGAAUGGGAGAAACGACUUCUCCCCACGUCCUGGAGAGCCACCGGUCGUUAUCCUCAAGGUUCAAGUCGUUGGAUGUCUCAAUUUGCUCGCGAAGGAUCGAGGUGGCACGAGCGACCCCUUCGUCGUGGUCUCUGUUCUCAACACUCGCCAUCAAACGCCUGUUAUCAAGCGAACCCUCAACCCUGUCUACACCCCUAAAGAUGCCACCUUCGAGUUCCCCAUCUAUCUGUCACUCGCCGAUCGGCUUGGUGUCGUCGAAUUUAUCGUCUGGGAUAAGGAUAUGCUGAAGAAGGACUACCUCGGAGAGGUCUCGCUCUCGCUAGAGGACUGGUUCGUUGGGAAAGGGGAGAAGAAGGAGGUAGCCUAUAGCUUUGACGAUCCGGCUAACCAGCCUAUCUCCCUCAACCUCGUCUCCACGCGCGCCAACACGUCCUCGACCGGCAGCGUCCAGAUCAAGCUCGGAUUUGCACCCACAACCAACUCGAACAAUCUCAUGGAGUUCGACGAAAUCUAUUCUGAGCUCGUCAAGCGUUCGAGGCCUUCUGUGGUCUCUGCUCCGCCUACCGAAGGUGUAGGCACCAUCCGUUCGAACCAGAUCGGUGGUGCCCAGUACGAAGACGACGGUGGGCUGUCCUCAGACUCCUCAGACUCUGACGACGAAGCAGAAUACGUCGACGCGUCGGACACAACUCCUCCCAGCUCCUCUUCGUCAUCUCCUAAGCAGCUACUCGACAUCUACAUACCACCAGGCGAGUCCAGCGACUCCGAUGCGAAGACAGCCCCAGCGAAACCCCACGCGCCACUUCCCGAACUCACCAUCCAACCAUCGUCUCCUGCCACACCUACUCCCGGCAGUUUACCUACACCGAUGGCGAUUGAGCCGACGCCCAAGGCGUCAACCGGAUUCGCUGUCAAAACGCCCACGUCAGCAAGGUUCAUCCCGAAGAAAUUCGUACGCAAGUUCUCCGGUCUCACAGGAUCGAGCACCAGCACCAGCCCAGGCGACUCGCCCAACUCACCUGCCGCCGCCAGCCCCGCCGUCGACUCUCAUGGCAACCUCGUAGCACCCAUCCCAGAGAGCGGCAACGCGAAGAAACGAUCAGCGAGUCGCGAAAGGAUCAAGUUCGGGAGGAGUUGGAGCUCUGGCAACGUCAAUGCGGCUGCUGCUACUUCGUCGCCGUCGUCAGGUGCGAGCACCCCUGGCGAGCAGAGCGGGACGGCCCUGGCUCCAACACCGACACCGUCAACGACGGCGACCCCUGUGGCGGGUGCAGAAGGGUCAAAGACGGGAUUGGUGGCGAUGGGCGGUAGGAGGAAGAGGGGUGAUUAUCAGUUCAAGGGCGCGAAUGAUAUCGUGGGCAUUGUGAUGUUGGAGAUUCAAGGAGCGGAUGACCUACCUAGGCUGGCGAACAUGACGCGUACUGGGUGGGACAUGGACCCCUUUGUUGUCAUCUCCUUCGGCAAGAAAGUCUUCCGCACUCGCGUCAUUCGGCAUUCGCGUAACCCCGUCUGGGACGAGAAGAUGCUCUUCCACGUUCGCCGCUACGAGACAUCGUUCAAGAUUCAGCUCAACAUCCUCGAUUGGGAUAAGCUCAGCUCUAACGAUCACAUCGGUGACGCCAGCCUCGACGUGAAAGAACUCCUUGCCAAUGCACCUCAGCCUGACCCCGUCACUGGCCUCUACGCUGCUGGAGAGGAGGAAGGAGGCGGAGAGAAGGGGAUGAGGGCAUUCAAUCUGCCGUUGUCGACUGCGAAAGAGACGUCAUGGGAGGGGAAACAUAAUCCGGUGAUCAAGUUCAGGGCGAAGUAUCAGCCAUACGACGCGCUUCGGCAACGUUUCUGGAGGCAGUACCUCACGCAGUACGACACAGACGACACCGGUGCACUUUCGCACCUCGAGCUCACGUCCAUGCUGGAUUCGCUCGGUUCUACCCUCACGAGUUCGACCAUCUCUUCAUUCUUCACUCGCUACGGCAAGAAACCCCACGAGGAUGAAAUAUCCAUCGAGCAGGCCGUUCUGUGCCUCGAAACCGAGCUCGGACGUCCUGCCAGCGAACGUAAACGGAUAGACGAUGACACCACCAACGACUCGUCCGUUAGUGCAACGCCGUUGCUCUUGGUGUCCGAUGGUAAAGGCCAAGCCCUGGACCUCGACCAACUCGACUUCUCCGGCCCAUCACAUGUUGGAGGAGCUGCGCCAGAGGGAAAACCGGGUCCACCUGGUCCAUACCACACAGAGCCCAUGCAACAGCCCCUUUCGCAUGCUGCGACUGGCCUCUCGGACCUUAGCUCGAGUGAAGCCGAGGAUGUGUCGAGUACUAGCGGUGGUGGUACGCCUGCUGUCGACGGAGUGCCUGCUACGCCCGGAGCAGGUGGUGAAGAGAAGAAAAAGAAGAGAACGCGGUUCCGCCGCAUACGCAAGUCGGACGAGGGCAAGAAGAAACGUUCCAAGGAACCGUCCAGCGAAGACUCGGCCGCUGGCUCGGACGACGGCGUCGAGCGCAUCAUUAAUGUCAAGAACUGCCCCCUCUGCCACCGCCCUCGCCUGAACUCGAAAGCAGAGAUCGACAUCAUCACUCACCUCGCCGUCUGCGCUAGCCAGGACUGGAACAAGGUCGACCAGAUCGUUGUGGGCAACUUCGUCACGGCGAGUCAGGCGCAAAGGAAGUGGUACACGAAGGUACUUUCCAAGGUCUCGAGUGGCGAUUAUAAGCUCGGAGCGAACUCGGCUAAUAUCAUCGUUCAAAAUCGGUCAUCGGGCCAGUUGGAGGAGGAGAAGAUGCAGGUCUACGUUCGUUUGGGGAUCCGACUGUUGUAUAAGGGUGCUACUAGUCGAAUGGAAGGUGGUCGAGCUCGUCGUCUGCUCAAAUCGCUUUCGAUUAAGCAAGGUGUGAAGUACGAUGAUCCCGAGUCGGCGAAGGAGAUCCCAGCGUUCAUUGAGUUCCACUCCUUGAGCGUUGAAGAAAUUCUUGACCCGCUAGAUUCAUUUAGAACGUUCAAUGAAUUCUUCUAUCGGAAACUCAAAGAUACUGCACGUCCUGUCGAAGCUGCGGAAGACCCUACCCGUAUCGUCAGUGCCGCUGACUGCCGUUUAAUGGCCUUUGAAACGGUCAGCGAGGCCACGAGACUUUGGAUCAAGGGACGCGAGUUCACCGUCUCGCGUCUUCUUGGUGAGGCGUACAAGGGCCAGGCCGAGAGGUAUACUGGAGGAGCUCUCGCGAUCUUUCGCCUCGCUCCUCAGGACUACCAUCGUUUCCAUUCACCUGUUUCAGGGACGAUCGGCCCCAUGACUUACAUUGCGGGCGAGUACUACACCGUUAACCCUCAAGCCAUCCGCACGGCACUCGACGUGUACGGCGAGAAUGCACGCAAGAUCGUCCCCAUCGAUAGCCCUGAAUUUGGCCGCGUGAUGGCCGUGUGCGUUGGUGCAAUGAUGGUGGGUAGCAUUCAAACCACGGUCGAAGAAGGUGAACAGGUGAAGAAAGGGCAGGAGUUCGGGUAUUUCGCUUUCGGUGGAUCAACUAUCGUUAUGCUCUUUGAAAAAGGCAAGGUGGUGUGGGACGAGGACCUCCUCGUCAAUGGUCGUGCUUCGUUGGAGACCUUAGUCCGUGUUGGUAUGGGAAUUGGCUAUCUGCAGAACUAG
Cyclocybe aegerita is the source of this 3741-nucleotide messenger RNA. NCBI's taxonomy places the organism in Eukaryota, Fungi, Basidiomycota, Agaricomycetes, Agaricales, Hemipholiotaceae. The record is from the annotation of a GenBank genome assembly.